This is a messenger RNA of Triplophysa dalaica, 2417 nucleotides long. It is a transcript of the gene gdpd2, whose product is annotated as glycerophosphodiester phosphodiesterase domain containing 2. The coding region runs from base 128 to 1711 and encodes 527 amino acids. The transcript is spliced from 14 exons. Gene Ontology annotation, biological process: lipid metabolic process. The record is from RefSeq and is a predicted model, not a curated record. Lineage: Eukaryota; Metazoa; Chordata; Actinopteri; Cypriniformes; Nemacheilidae. Gene Ontology annotation, cellular component: membrane. Gene Ontology annotation, molecular function: glycerophosphodiester phosphodiesterase activity.
UUAUACUCUCUCUCCUCCCACUCAAUUUCAGGUGUAAAGCAGUGACUCAACACCUGCACCUGUACAAAUCGUCCUCAACACCUUCAGGACAAAUCCGUACUUGAAUCAUUUGAUAGUGAAGAAAACAAUGUAUUCGCACGGCAGUGUCCUCCGUACCUGUGUCAGAGGGAUCUACAGUUGUCACUGGAGCACUUCUCGUGAUACGCGACGAAAAACGGCAUGCUGCGGGUUCCUGUUUCUGUCUUUUGUGUCCAUACUUGCACUGAGUUGGAUUUAUGUUUGCUUUAUUGCUUUCAACGACCACAGUGAUCUAAACUGGUUUAUCUUCACAAAAUUAAAAACAUGGGUGAACUGGUAUAUGAUAAUGAUGGUCACCUCUGCUGUGGUAGCCACAUACUGCCUCCUCUUACUGGUAUUUGGAUUAAUACAUUUUGCAAUCAGAGAACCUUUGGUUUUACACUGCCUCCAUAAGGUGUUACUGUCUUUGGGUCUCCUCAUAGUCACCCUGGGUACAGCUGGAUUUAGUGUUAAAUGGAAAGAGGAGUGGCAUAGCGUUGAAAUGUCAUUUCAGGCCACUGCUCCUUUCCUGCAGCUGGGCGCCGUGGUGGCUUUGACUCUGAUCAGCUGGCUUGUCUUUCAAAGUUAUCACAGAGCCAAAGCGGCUGCUUGUAAGUUCUUUAUAAUGAUGUCCUUCCUGAUCGUGUCGGCUGCUGUGUUUCUGUGUCCUCUUGUGAUCUGCUCUCCAUGCAUUACCAAUAAUCUUCCCCCAAAGCCUGCCCUUGUCGGACACCGUGGUGCUCCUAUGCUGGCUCCAGAGAACACUCUGAUGUCUUUCAUGAGGAGUUUAGAGUGUGAUGUGGAGGCAUUCGAGACCGAUGUACAGCUCAGUGAAGACAAGCAGCCUUUUCUUAUGCAUGACCAUGGGUCAAACUUCCUGCUAAGAACGACGGAUGUAAAAAAUACAUUUAUUGAUCGAGGAAACAGCACACACACUAGCUUCUCAUGGAAAGAGUUACAGAUGUUAAACGCAGGUGAAUGGUUUUUAAAGACGGAUCCAUUCUGGACGGUGUCAAGACUCACAGAAGAAGAGAAGAAUCAGAGUAAAGAGCAGAAAGUGCCAUCUCUUAAUGAACUUUUAGAUCUGGCCAAAGAGAAUAACAUCUCCCUCAUAUUUGAUCUGAAAAAUGAGAACAACUUUUCAGAAUUUAAUGACAGCGACUCCUACUACACAGUUGAAACCAUCAAAGAAUCAGGCAUCUCCCCUGCAAAGAUAUGGUGGCUUCCUGCACAACACAGGCAAAAAGUGAGCAACAUUGAACCAGGCUUCAAACAAGUGUAUAAUAUUAUGUCGGACAUGGAGGAGGAAGGGGGAAACUUUCUGAAUGUGAAAUAUAGUUCACUGAGUGCUCAUGAAAUAAGUAAGCUGCGAGAAAGAAAUGUAUCGGUGAAUGUGUGGGUUGUGAAUGAACGUUGGCUCUUUUCAUUACUGUGGUGCUCCGGGGUCACUUCAGUAACCACCAAUGCCUGCCACAUCUUCAAAGACAUGAAAAAUCCUGACUGGCAUCUGAUGCCAGAUUUGUACAUGGGGAUAUGGAUUUCGACUGAUGUGAUGUCUCUGCUGUUGAUGUUCGGGCUUUUUCUUUGGCAAGGGAAAAGAGUGCGUGCUAGCCAAAACAGAAGUGAGAGAAAUAUCCCUCUGCUUGCAUUCUGAAUGAUGUCAAGAAAGACAUCAUGUCCUUGUUUCACCGUUAAAAGAAUCCUUUAUGCUCACCCUUUGUAUAUUAUUUAAAUUACGGUAUGGUAAAUGUGACAAAAAACGGCAUUAAAAGACCACACAUUAUGUUCAUUGUAUAAGUGUUGAUAAAAUGUAAUGAGAAGUAUUUGAGAUCAGUUAAUCUGUAGGGGAACAAUUUGAGCGAUGCUGCCAUCUUUUGACAAUGUCAUGUAAUUUCCUUCAUACAGUAUCACGUGAUCGUGUGUGUUUUAAAUAUUUUUUUACUUGUAAGCUUAUGUUGUUCAACAUUUUAAACUGUUUGUAUAGAUGUGCUGUAGAAUAUAUAUAUAUUGUGCUUUUGGUAAUUACAGGGAUUCAAGACGGAUUCAGAAAUUAUAACUCUAUAACAUUGUAAAAUACAAAUGUGUGAAAGUAAACUUAAUUGUUUACCCAUAAAGGUAUUUUAUAGUGAAUACAGAAGUGUAUUUUAUAGAAUUGUUGUAUAAAAUCUCGACUGUAAUAACUGUAAUAUUGUUUUGCAUUUAAAAAUGUGUUGCAGAACUUUAAUACUUUGAUGAAAUGUAAAUAUCUGUAAUCCUUACCUGAGCUGUUACAUGUCAUCAUGCUUAUUGCACUGGAGGGUUUCAAACCGGGACAAGCGGCUCCAGAAACAUUUUUGAAUAAAAGAUAAAGAAGUGUUAAA